CAAAUUGAGGCAUGCAUGUGCUUAUGCGCACUUUACGCUUUCGAGCUCGUCGAUUAUCACAUCAUUCAAUUCCACAAGCUCGUUCAAGCGAUAUCAGCUCUAUUCCAUUCGAUCCCGAAAGGACCAACCAUGAAGUCGAUCACUGUCAUUUGUUUCCUGGCUCUGUGCACCGUGGCCAUCACUAGUGCCUACCCACAGGAACCGGUGCUGGCGGACGAAGCUCGCCCUUUUGCAAACUCUCUUUUCGAUGAACUGCCGGAGGAAACCUAUCAGGCCGCCGUGGAGAACUUCCGUCUGAAACGGGCCACCUGUGAUCUGCUGAGUGGAUUCGGCGUUGGUGAUAGUGCUUGUGCUGCUCAUUGCAUUGCCCGUGGCAAUCGGGGAGGUUACUGCAACUCCAAGAAGGUGUGCGUCUGUCGGAAUUGAACAAUUUGAGUUCAUUUCUGCAACUGUUAGAUGCUCUAUAAAAUGUUCCUUUUAAAUAAAAAUAAUGCAUAAUUUUGUUAAAUGGUAUA
Molecule: messenger RNA, 515 nt
Organism: Aedes aegypti (yellow fever mosquito)
Lineage: Eukaryota; Metazoa; Arthropoda; Insecta; Diptera; Culicidae
Product: defensin-A
Exons: 3
Coding region: 16-426 (136 amino acids)
Biological process (GO): humoral immune response; defense response to bacterium
Source: RefSeq, a predicted model, not a curated record